GAUGCAUAUUAUUAUUGGUUUAGAACUUCUUGUGUUCUUACCUUUUUCUUGUUCUCUUCAACCACCUAAUUUGCUUCCAAAUCCUUGCAAUGAAACUUGUGGAAAACUCCAUGUUCCUUUCCCAUUCUUUGUCAACUCUUCUUGUGCCUCAAUCUCAACUUCUUUCAACCUUUCUUGUUCAAACUCCUCUAACCUUUUCCUCAAAAUUGAUUCACAAAGUUACAAGGUUUUAGAGUUCUUCAAUGAUGGCUUGUUGGUGGACUUUCCAGCAGGCGCAUCGUCAUCUUCGACUUGCCGAAUGUACAAUGACUUGAACUCAUUUGGGAAAAGUUUUGAAGGAAAAGAUGAAGAUCAGUAUGGAAUCUCAUUGGACAAUGUUGUUGGACUCUAUGACUGUGAUGACUCCUCAGUAUGCAAACCAGAUUGUGAAACAAUUGAGCUUCCAGGGUGUGAUGGAAGUGGCAACAACCUUGGAUGCUGUUAUCCACUAAGUGAUCAUAGCAUAUGGCACAGUGGUGAAGGGUUCUCAGUGUUCUCUGAAUUUGGAUGCAGAGGGUUCUCAAGUUGGGCUGUUGUUAGAGGAUCUAAUUCAGGAAAACAUGGGGUGAAGUUGGAAUGGGGUGUUCCUUUGAAGAAGAAUUCAUCAUUAAUGGAGAAAGUUUGUGAUUUGAAUGCAGAAAUGGUGAAUGCCACUUCAGUUCAAGGUGCAGUUAGGUGUGUUUGUCAAGAUGGAUUUAUUGGUGAUGGUUUUCUUAAUGGAUCAGGAUGCUUGCAGUCUUGUAUGAAGAAUGGACAGGAAGCAUAUGGAGACAACUGUUACAUCAAAAAACAUGAUCAAAGGAAAAUGCUCAUCAUUGUAGGAAUCUUGGGUCCAUUUCUCAUUGUUGCUUCAUUGAUUGCACUAUUCUAUCUUCUCAAAAAACCAGCAACAAAGCCAGGAAUGUUUGACACAGAGCAGGCCUAUUACCACAGCAUUUCGUUCCGAAAACCGAAUCGAACUCGCCUGUUCAGCCACCAUGAUCUAGACAAAGCCACCAAAGGUUUUGAAGAAGGACAGAAGCUUAUGAGUGGACCAGUUGGCUCGAUUUUCGCCGGAGUUCUCGGCGACGGAUCCCACAUAGCAGUUCAGAAGCUAAAAUGUGAGAAUGAGAAGGACAUAAUCCAAGUUGUAUCACAAAUUGAGAUUCUAUCAAACAUUGUGCAUAGGAACAUGGCUUGUGUUCUUGGAUGUUGCAUUGAAUCUAGUUACACUCCUCUAGUGGUUUAUGAGUACCCUGCUAAUGGAACAUUAGAGGAGCAUUUGAAUCAUGAAUUCAAAGGAAAUAAUGGAGUUGGUUUGGAUUGGUAUAGAAGAUUGAUCAUAGCUACUGAAACAGCUUACAUUCUUGCAUUCUUGCACUAUGAGAAUUCCCCUCCAAUUUUCCACAACAAUCUAAAAUCUAGCUGCAUUUUCUUGGAUGAUGAUCUCUCAGUCAAGAUCGCAGGGUUCGGCCUACUCAAUUCUAAAUUCAAGUAUGAAUCUCAUCACUUUUGCAAGAAUGAUGUCUAUGACAUGGGAUUGCUUCUACUUGAGAUCAUCUCAGGCUCAAACUCGACUCACCAGAAGUCUCCGCCUACGUCGGCUUUGGAGAAAAUAAGGGAUGGGAAGCUAGAAGAGAUUGUUGAUCCUCUCCUUUCGUAUCACGAGAUGGCGCAGCUCCGGCGAGAUCAGGUGCAGAUUGUGGCAGACCUUGCAACAAGGUGUGUGCUAUUUGGUGGAGAUGGAAAGAUUGGAAUGGUUGAUGUUGUAAGAGAAUUGGUGCACAUAACAAAACAGAGUGGUGAUGCUGCCAAUUUGGAUUUCUUGGAGGAAACAUUCUCAAAUUCAAGCCUUCUUCAAAUGAUUUCAAUGUCUCCUGAUUCUAUCAUUAUUCAUUGAAAUCUCUUUCAAAUUUUGUAACAUAAAAAUUGCAUAACUAUUGACUACCAAGCCCAAAAGUGUAUGUGUGCUUUAGAAAUCACCUAUGGCUAUUAUCAUUGUAAAUUCUUAAGGAAAAUACUCA
Messenger RNA from Arachis duranensis, 2042 nucleotides. Its product is annotated as probably inactive receptor-like protein kinase At2g46850. Gene Ontology annotation, biological process: protein phosphorylation. The coding region runs from base 2 to 1918 and encodes 638 amino acids. The record is from RefSeq and is a predicted model, not a curated record. Gene Ontology annotation, molecular function: ATP binding; polysaccharide binding; protein kinase activity. NCBI's taxonomy places the organism in Eukaryota, Viridiplantae, Streptophyta, Magnoliopsida, Fabales, Fabaceae. The transcript has 4 exons.